Molecule: messenger RNA, 1948 nt
Organism: Notolabrus celidotus (New Zealand spotty)
Lineage: Eukaryota; Metazoa; Chordata; Actinopteri; Labriformes; Labridae
Gene: slc35a1
Product: solute carrier family 35 member A1
Exons: 8
Coding region: 226-1245 (339 amino acids)
Biological process (GO): pyrimidine nucleotide-sugar transmembrane transport
Cellular component (GO): Golgi membrane
Molecular function (GO): pyrimidine nucleotide-sugar transmembrane transporter activity
Source: RefSeq, a predicted model, not a curated record
UUCGAUGAGGGGCGCCGCGCUGCAUUCUGGGAAAUGCAGCAAGUGCGAUGCCUGGCUGUAAAUCGUGAAUCACACUGGAAUCACACUCAUGUUUGAUGUGUUUCCGGUCGAGCGACAUUCCUGAAACAGGCCGUGGAUCUUUUGACAUGACACUAAGGUGAGCAGGUGAACUGACUUCUUCUCUACCUGGACGGACCAUAGGGACGGACACAGACCGGAGCAAAGAUGGGCGUCGAAAAUGUGAGCGUGAUCUUCAAGCUGUACUGCCUGACAGUGAUGACAAUGGUGGCAGCCACAUACAUUGUUGCACUCCGGUACACAAGGACCAUUACUACGGGAGAAAUGUAUUUCUCCACGACCGCGGUGUGCUUAGCUGAAGUCAUCAAAUUAAUACUGAGUCUGGGGAUACUGUCAAAUGAAUCGGGAAGCCCCAGCAGACUGAAGAACAUCAUAGUGGAACAUGUUUUCUGCAGCCCCAAAGAGCUGCUGAAGCUGAGCGUGCCCUCGCUGGUGUACGCAAUUCAGAACAACAUGGCCUUUCUGGCUUUGAGUAACCUGGAUGCGGCUGUUUAUUCGGUGACCUAUCAGCUGAAGAUCCCAUGCACUGCGCUCUGCACAGUCCUUAUGCUGAACCGCUCUCUGAGCCGGAUGCAGUGGUUCUCCGUCUUCAUGCUAUGCGGGGGCGUGACUCUGGUUCAGUGGCAGCCUGCAGAGUCCACGAAAGUUCAGGUUGAGCAAAAUCCUUUUGUUGGGUUCAUUGCCAUCGCUAUAGCUGUGCUUUGUUCUGGAUUUGCAGGUGUGUACUUUGAGAAGGUGCUGAAGAGCUCAGACACCUCUUUGUGGGUGAGAAACAUCCAGAUGUAUCUCUCUGGCAUUCUGGUCACCCUGAUCGGUGUGUUCAUAAACGAUGGAGAUCACGUCAUGGAGAAAGGCUUCUUUUUCGGCUACACACCCUGGGUGUGCUUUGUAGUGUUCUUGGCCAGUGUGGGCGGUCUGUACACGUCGGUGGUGGUGAAGUACACUGACAACAUCAUGAAGGGAUUCUCUGCUGCUGCCGCCAUCGUGAUCUCAACUGUGGCAUCUGUCAUCUUGUUUGGACUACAGAUAACAUUCUCUUUCACCACUGGAGCCAUCCUGGUUUGUGUUUCCAUCUACCUGUACGGUCUCCCAAAGCAAGACACAAGCAAGCUGAAAACUGCGAAUAACACAGACCCAGCUUCUAAACAGAAACUGAUCACCGUGUGAGUCCAACAACAUGGACCAGGCUUUUGCUGGGGUCACCUUGUCAUGGGACCUUAAAGAGCUCCAGCAGGAGCUGAGCUGGGAGAAACAAUGAACUCUGAGUCAGGUCAGCUCCUCAAUUCAUCUCACAGAUAACUUUUGUUAAACAAAGGUAUGUUCCCUCAACACAGCCCGCUUUUACCCACACGGGACCACGGACAGAAUCAACAUUUUGGACAAUUUGAAAUCGCCCUUUUGUUCCAUUUGAGAAGUCAUUCAGUUAUAUCACAAGAAAAAACACAUUUGCCUUUUUUUAAACUCUCCCUUUUACCCGUCUGUCUGCUUUUUAAAGAUUGUAAGUACUCUACAACAAUCAGAGAAGUCUGGAGAUGUGUCUACAGCCAUGCUGGAGCGAUAUGCAGUAACAGGACUUUGUUUUUUUUGAGUAUCAAGGGCGUAUAAAAAUCACUACUUCUCACCAUGUAGGUUUUUUUUCAAUCAGUGAUCACUCUGUUUUAAACUGUGCAAUGUGAGUGUCUUAUUCUGUCACACAGUGCUGAUUCUGAAUGUGAAACAAACUUCAAAGAUGAAUGAUGAUGAAAUGCACGAGUGAUGAUUUGUUUAUAAUGUCAUCUGUUCAGUGUCUUGUAUCAUUUUGUGUCACAUACAUGUCGCCUUUUUGUGGAAGUCAUUUUUUAUUAAAAGUGACUGGAAAAAAAACAGUUUA